GCGGAGCGUUUCCUCUCCGCACCGAAACACGGACGGACUUCGACCCCGCGCGCGCUUCACUUUCAGUCCCCCCUCUUUCUCUCUCUCUCUCUCUCUCUCUCUCUCUCUCUCUCUCUCUCUCUCUCUCCCUCUCUCCCUCCCUCUCUCUCGCUUUCUCUCUCUCUCUCAGGUUGAAACUAACGACUCUGGAUCAGGUGCCGCCGGCUCUUUCGCACUAACACGCAGCCGCUCUGGGCUUUAAGGACACGAUUGCAGGACACUAUUAGUGUUAUUAGCAGCAUUAUUAGUAGGAUCUCGGCAUGCGGCUCCCUCCUCGUGUCGUAAAUCCGGCUCGGUUUGCUCCACGCUGAACCUUCUGCGAUGCUUGUUUCCCCCUCUGCUACAAAAACCGCUCGCGAGAGUCUGAAGUCCGGUUUGUUUUUCUUUCGAAAUCUGUCCGGAGGAGUUUUUGGUUUGUCAGUUAUUAUUUUUUAAAGCUUUGACAAUCUUUUUUUUCCCUUCCACGCACACGAUGAGCUUUAAGCCGAAAUGACCCGCUGCUUUCCCCGCCGUGGCUUUUAAAAAAUCUCUCUCUUGGCGCGAGCGAGCGAGCGAGUGAGGGUCUGAGCGCGUGCGCGCGCGUGCGUUUCGCUGUCUCCAGUUCACGAUGCCUUUGCUCAAAGUUGGGAGCGUUUGUGAAGAAGGGACUGUCGCGGCGCCGCUUUAACGGAGCUCGGUCCAUGUUUUCUUUUUUCCUGAGGACCGCGCGCGUACGAGUGUGUGCGUGAGCGAGUGUGUGCGCGCGUAACUCGAGGCGGGGUUAAAGUUCACUUCUAUGGAGCCGUGAAGCGCUGCUCACUCCGCACACUUGGAAAUGUAAAAGCAAGAAGCAGCUUUUAUUUCAUUCCCCUUUCUCUCUCUCCCUCUCUCUCUCUCCCUCUCCCCCUCUCUCUCUCCCUCUCUCUAUCUCUCUUUUUCUUCUUUUCAUACACACGGACACGGCAAUCAACUCGCACGCGGACACACAUAUAGCCUGCACACAUACACACUCACAUAACACACACAUACAUAAACACGCUGAUUCGUUACAGUCAUCCACACACACACACUUUACAAUUCAGCACACAAAAGACAACAGAUAUGUAUUCUCCGCUAUGCCUAACACAGGAUGAAUUCCAUCCUUUCAUUGAAGCGCUGCUGCCCCAUGUGCGAGCAUUUGCCUACACCUGGUUCAACCUGCAGGCCCGCAAGAGAAAGUACUUCAAAAAGCACGAGAAGCGCAUGUCCAAAGAAGAGGAGCGGGCGGUGAAGGACGAGCUACUGGCCGAGAAGGCUGAGGUCAAGCAGAAGUGGGCAUCACGGCUGCUGGCCAAGCUCCGCAAGGACAUCCGGCCUGAGUUCCGUGAGGAUUUCGUGCUCACCGUGACGGGGAAGAAGCCACCGUGCUGCGUGCUCUCCAACCCCGAUCAGAAGGGCAAGAUGAGAAGGAUUGACUGCUUGCGCCAAGCGGACAAAGUGUGGCGCUUGGACUUGGUCAUGGUGAUUUUAUUCAAAGGUAUUCCGCUUGAAAGUACUGAUGGCGAAAGGCUGGUUAAAUCUCCACAGUGCUCGAACCCAGGGUUGUGCGUGCAGCCACAUCACAUAGGAGUUUCUGUAAAGGAGCUUGACCUGUACUUGGCCUACUUUGUACAUGCAGAAGCAACGCAGUCUGAAAGUCCAAACCAGCCCAGUGAGGGAGACAUUAAGGACCAGCCAGAAAACGGACACCUGGGGUUCCAGGAUAGUUUCAUCACAUCAGGUGUCUUCACCGUCUCUGAACUUGUGCGAGUUUCACAGACCCCCAUUGCAGCAGGGACGGGGCCCAACUUCUCAUUGGCGGACUUAGACAGCUCCUCUUACUACAGUAUGAGCCCAGGGGCCAUGAGGAGACCCCUACCCAGCACCUCUUCUAGCAGUUCUGCAAAGCGUAUUAAGUGUAUGGAGGAGGAAGUGGACAGUCCAGGGGAGGAGUCCUACUAUCCCAGCCAGGGACGAUCACCAGGCAGCGGCAGCCAAGCCAGCAGCUGGCACGAAGUAGAGCCAGCUGGAUAUAAACUGCGUGGCUCACUAGCUAGUUCGUUCAUCUCAAGACAAGGAAUGCCAUCGCCCACCACAUUAAAGAAGUCAGAGAAGUCUGGUUUCAGCAGCCCUGUGCCUUCGCAGACCAACUCCCCUCGAACGGCAUUCACACACCAUCAUCGGCCAGUCAUAACAGGACCCAGAGCGAGUCCUCACGCCACGCCGUCAAGUCUUCAUUUCCCGACGUCGCCAAUCAUCCAGCAGCCUGGCUCCUACUUCUCCCACCCUGCCAUCCGCUACCACCCGCAGGAGACGCUCAAGGAGUUUGUCCAACUUGUUUGCCCUGACAGUGGUCAGCAAGCUGGACAGGUGGGCUUCCUGAACCCCAAUGGGAGCAGUCAGGGGAAGGUUCACAAUCCUUUCUUGCCCACCCCAAUGUUGCCCCCACCACCACCCCCGCCCAUGGCCCGACCUGUGCCGCUGCCCGUGCCGGACUCCAAACCGCCCUCCACCUCGGCCGAGGGAGGGGGCAACUCCCCCACCUCGCCAACAUACUCCACUCCGAGCACGUCCCCCGCCCAGCGCUUUGUCAGCGUGGGCCCCAGAGACCCCAGCUUUGUAAAUAUCCCUCAGCAGCCUCAGUGGUACCUGGGCUAAAGACUCCAGACUCGGACCGGCCACUCCCGAGCUCAGUUGCCCCCCACUGUCUCCCCUGAGUGUGACCCGUAAACAUGUCCACCAGUGUGACGCGCCAGGAGCCGCUCGUUGCCCCAGCACCCGACAGACCCACAGCAUGGCUACAGCAGAACCCUGCCCUGCCCUGGAAACAAAAACCAGUCGACUCAACUUGCUUACAACCAACACACUAUAUAUCUAUAUAGUCCACAUGUAUUCCUCCAGAUAUAUGGUUUCGAUGCCUAUAUUCAUAUAUAGUAACUGUCCAGCUCAUUUCUCUUCUGGAGAUGGAGCUUAAAAGAAGGAGCGCUAUGAUUUACUCUGAAACAUGCAUGAUUUGCUUUUUUUUUUGUGUUUCUUUUUUUUUUUUUUUUCUUUCUGUUUUUGUUUUCUUUUGUUUUUGGUUCACCUUCUCAGCCAGAGAAGGAAAACAAUCGAAAGCUUCCUUCAGUCACCCGUCAUGGCCGAGAAGUCCCAUAGCGAAGCUUCUUCAGCACUAUUUUCUGAAUUUGGUGCGGUUUUCCUGAAUUUCGUGCUUGUGACCAUCCUGGAUUGAGUCUGUUGGCGCUUUCUGUGGCCACCCGAGCUUGUCAGGAUCUGACGGAGUUGGAUUUUCGGGUGAAAAAGACCCUGGUUCUGGUGGUUGACUUCAUGCAGAGGUAUUUUUUUUACCUGGAUCAGACAGCACCAGCUAAAGCCUCUCUCUGACUCAUUAAGUCUGCUCUGGCCAGGACACUUCACCCCAUCUCCACCUUCAUCGCCAUGCACAUGGUCCAAAAAAGCCCUCCGAGGACUUCACGUGCUGACAAACAGCAAAUACAGGAAGAACACAUCCCCCAACCACACACACACACACACACACAUACACCUUUGUGUUUUCUGUCACGGGGCAGGGAGCGGAAGAUCACAGAUGAUGAUGAUGAUGUUCUAUAUCAGUCAACCAGGUGAAUUAGUGAGCUCAGAAGGCUACAAAGUGAAGUAUUCAAAUGGGAGAUUUUUGUGUUUAAAGAAAAAAAAGAUCUCCCACAUGGGAGUCAUGUUCAUAUUUCAUUUUUGUAUAAAGUUGUUUCAGUUGUUUCUAAUACACCACAGGUCUGUACAACACUAUAGAGAGAAGGAAAGGACGGAUAGAAAAGAGUGAGCUUCCAUUAACUGACAAAACAUGAGACAACCAUGAUUGGAGGUAAACAGUGGGAUUGUGAAUUGAGGAAAGUGCAAUUUUGUUGGAUAGCUGUUGGAUUGUUAAAUAUCUUUGUAAGAUAGAUCGUUGCAACGAUUGUUGAAAAGUAUAUAUAUAAAUAUAUAUAUUUUUUCUUCCUAGUCCGUUCACACCUCUGGGACUCUAAAAUAUCGGGGUACAAAAAAAUAGAACAAAUAGCCUUGUGAGAAAUAAGGGGAGCUGUACUUGCUUUUUGUUUUUCUUAUGUUUGUUCGUUCAUCUUUGUAAAUUUGUUAGUAUUGUAGAACAAAAAUCCCUUUAAGCAACAUUGCCAUUUAAACAAUCAAUUUUUAAACAUUCUGGACGCAUUGAAGUUAGACCCCUGUGCUAGUCCGUUCCAAAACACUAAGCUAAUUAACUUAUUUUAAUGAAGCACAUAGUCUAGGAGCAGUAGCCGUUCUUAAUUUCUCAUCAGGCAAAAGCCGGCAUGUAUAACAUAAGAAGAAUUCAGCCGUAUCAGCAGCUUAUUGCAAGCUUUCUGCAGAAAGGUUAAAGCUCUGGUUAGCUCAUUGCUGAUACACACCCAGGCUUGUGUGUUUGGAACACUAAUCUGGGGUCAGUUUUUGGGGACAAGUUAUAUCCUAAUAAAUAGUAAAAUGUGGACAGGGAGAAGCUGGUCCUAGAGCAGUGCUAUAACCCUACACAUACAGAAUGCUCCUUAUUCUACUGCCUUUCUCAGGCAAAAGCUCUUGGGCCCGUGGUGUAACUGCAGGCUGGUCAGUACCGGGGUUAAGACGCCGAUACAGUGACAACUUCCUCCGUAACCUUUUUGAAAGUGUUACAUAAAAAAAAGAAAUGAAGAAAUGUGAUCAAAUGAAACAAUCAGACAAGAAUGCAGCCGGAGAGCAAAGCGCUUUUUUUAAUUAGUUCAGUUUGCAUGCAGUUUAACCUCGUUUUAUUUGAAUUUUGGUUUUCUUUUGCUUCCUACAGUACUUAUAUAAUACACAUAACAACUGACUCAUCCACUGUUGAUCAGAUUUUAAAAAAUGAAAAAAAGUCAUUAAAAAAGUUUAAAAAAAUGCAUGUCGUAGUGUUAGUGACAAAUUUUUACCUAGAUCAUGUAGAGUUAAAGUAGUGUGAAUAAAGACACAAUAUUGUAAUCCCAACACCAGGCACUUGCCAAUAGAGUAUUUGUUUGGCCCCUUAAAAGAAGGGUAUUUUUACUGCUGUCCUCACAAUCUGUCAGCUGAACGUCUUUGUGACUCUCCUUCGCUUCUUCUCUUUUCUGUAUGUUGACCCUCACUUCUUUUGUCCCUUUACAGAACAAUCAUUCUUGUUUUUUUUCCCUGUCAAGAACAAUGUGUUUCACAUUCUCCUCUCAAAUUGCACGGAAACAAUUGUUUCUCAUCAAUGUGCCUUGAGCGAUGGUCUAUUCCUGAGUUGAUGCACAAGUUGCAGUUGUUAUUUUCCAGCUUUUCCAGCAUUUUCCGAUUCGUCUCCCACAGCAUUCGGGAAUCGGAGAGCGAAGUGGAUGCUAAUGCUAAAAGCCCUUGCUAACAGUAACACAGAGGAUUACUACCUGCCCUUUUUAUUCCGCUCAUCAGCCUGUGUCCCAGGCUCCCAGGCCUCAUGAUGCAACAUCCUGGUGCCGUGUGAGGACGAGACUGUAAAAUCCAGCCUCAGUCUUGUACUGCUGUUCAGUCCCCCAUUGGGCCCCAGUAGCUGUACUGUGAAGUAUACGUUUAUUAGUGUAACCGUUAGAUUUAUAGCCCCAGGCCCCCUUUAUUCUAGUAGUGAUAACACUUGUGUAUUGAUAUUUAUGGAUGUUGCUGCAAUUUCUAAAUUGAAACAAAUUUUUUUAGUCUUCCUGUUUUUGUUCCCAGAAAAAUAAGAAAAAAAAUAAUAUGCAAUACUUGCUUGCACUCAUGUAGAUGUAGUGAUUAAUUUUAUAUUUUUUUCUUUUGUACAUUUUUUUUUUUUUACCAAAGUUAGUGUUGCACUUGACUGGCUGGAUGCUGGAUGUACUUCAGUGUCUGAUAAAAUCUCUCCUUACGUCCACGCCAGCCUCGUUCGGGGUAUUCUACUUUCUUUGUGCUUGACAUAAAUGACCAUUCAUGUAUUAUUCAUGUAUUUGGAUCACAGUUUAUUUCUUUUUUGCUUUGUUUUGGUCACAAGCAAGCCUUAAAACAAGGAAACUUCCUCUCCAUCACAGCAAACCAUGUUUUUAACAUACAGGACGAGUUCAAGGAAAAAAAAUUUCCAAGAUAAAAAUAAAUAUGCCCACUUUUAUGUACAUUUUGACAAACUUCCAUGUUAUAUUAACUGUUUUCUUGUCUAUUGAAUAUAUAUCAUUUAACAGAAAGAAUUGGGGGAAAACAAAUCCCCAACGUCUGAUAUGAUGGUUUAGUAAUUACACUUGUGUGGGUUUUUUUCUUUUUUAUUAGUGUGACAAAUUAGUUUUCCAUUGUUGUUGCCUACCCUUUAGUAAUGAGUUGGGCAUUACUUUCUUAAUUAUCUGCACUACAUAUGAAAUAAUGACAAUUGUGAGAAUUAAAAAAAAAAUCAAAAAGAAAAAAAAAACAGCUUCCAGGGCUUACAAGAGCGAAGGGAAAAAUAUGAUUGCACGGACAUUUUUUUGUCACGAAACCUUGUUUAGAGCAGCCUAUCAUCUAAUCAGCAAGAUAUUCGGCUGUGCGUGUGUAAGAUAAUGACAAAAUUGCACCCUUUUUAAAGAAAGACAAAAAAGAGAAAAAGAAUAUAAAAGCAAUAGUUUGGGCAGUCUGUUUUGUUCUUGUGUCGUGUGUGCAAUUUUAGUUUUUGGGGUUUUUUCGGUUUUGUUUUUUCUUUUGGAGGGGGGUACAGAAGUGGAGUUGUAGGGAGAAGCUGAACAAAUCGAAUCAAGAAUUCAGACAGAGAAGAGAGCGAGGACACAAGCCUCUGAGUGUGGGAGAUGUGUUGUUUGUAUAUUGUAUAGUUUUAUUAAUUACACUGAUUUUAAAGCUGCCCUAUUUUAUAAUGCAGGACUUUUGUAACAUUGAUUAAAUGAGGAAAAACUAGUGUUGUGAAUUUUCUCAUCGUUUGUAAUAAGGCCACAUUAAUAGAACUGGUUUUGUUUGUUCUCUGGGGAACUGGAUUUAAGUUGAAAACUUUCCUGUUUCCUGAUUUAUCUUUUUUUUUUCUUUUGCUUUCCUUUUUUGUAUGUAUUUAAAGACUUUUUCUUCUUUUGAUGGUAUAGAGUAUUCCUAUACUUGAAAAGUAUAAGGUAUUGAGGUGAAAGCCCCAUUGUAAAUGGAUGUUACAAGUAUGCUUGCUGUAUGUUUUGAAGGUUCUUUGUUGCAUCAGUGUUGAUGAAGCUAAAUCUAGGUAAUUCUGAGGAUGUUGGUUAAGAAAAGAGAGCGUUUUUAUGCAUUUUAAAAUUAGUUUUAGGCAGAAGACAAUGACAUAGACAGCCAAAGGAUGCCCCUAUUAUAAAUGCAUCUAGGCAUCUUUUUUGUGUUCACCAUUCCAUGCAGGAAAAUAAACAGCUUGAUAUGCAACAUGAUUCUUUUUCUUUUCAACAUAAUUCUCUCUCUCUCUCUCUCUCUCUCUCUCUCUCUCUUUCACCUUUGCUAACCAAGCAUGGUGUCACAGCAAGCUGGGAAGCAUUCUCUCCAUUUCACCACACACUGCAGCAGGACUCCUUAUUGACUCUACACACACAGUCUUAGCCGAUAUUCAGUUAUCGCCACUACACAUUGAUUGAAGGAGAGAGAAGAGCAUUUCCUCUUUUAAUAGAAAAUACCCACAGAAGAGCAUUCAGCUCAGCCAAGAUUAGCAAUCCUUUAUUUAAUAAUUUAAUCCAAUUUUAUAAAAAAUCUAUCAAAUUUAAUAACGCAGUGUAAAGCCUGUGGGUCAGGUAGGCCAAUGAAGACUGAUGAUGCGGAUAAAUCUGCAUAGGCAUUUCACUAAAUGGAUAAUUGCUUUGCAAAAGGACAGAAAACUUGCCACAAUGAUCCAAACAGCCUUAAGUCUGAAUUACAAACGCACCAGAAUGGUGUCCAGAUGUUUUUCCACGCUGCAGACUUAAGAGCAUUUUUACAUCUGCCAUCACCACCUCGCUGCACCGCAACUGCAUACACACAUGCAGCAUUUCCAUCAGUACAGCAUUUUCAAAUCAGUUUCUCAUUCCACUGUCUGUAUUAAAUAUAAAACACAUGCCCAUGUUAGGAUUAUAUGUCUCUUCAUAAUAGUUUACUUUCGGGUCAAAAAAGAUACUGUUGCGAUUGACCAUUUUAGGAAACUUUGCUUGGGAAAUUGAACUUUAACAGUUUUGCAUCAAAACAUCUUAGAGCUACAGUCAACGCCUGGUUUAUGCCCCUUCAUUUAUUCCUGAUGUAAUUUGGGAAGGGAGGAAAAUUCAAACAGCUUUUCUGACUGCUGGGUGAGCUGCUGAAUACACUCUGGAGAAUCUUCCCAGCAUUGUUCCAUUACCUUCCAUUUUCAAUUAGUAAAUAUACAAUUCAUGGCCAUUGAGUUUUUUUAUAUUUAAUCUUUGAAGCUCUGCCACCCAUGAAACAGGGUUGAAUGACAUUGCAUAACAGGCCUUUGUCAUCAUUCAUUUGUCCCCAUUCUUGUGGGCGUGAUGAAGUGUUUCCCCAUGUUUAUUUGGAGGAAAAUAAAGCUUUGAGUAAUUUUAAGUAAAAAUUGGCAGAGCUUGGAAGGCUAGUAUCAUAUUUGACUACUAUCAGGGUAAGGUUCAUUCACAGUACAUCAAGCAUAAUAUACCAAAAAAAUAAGCCCAGAAUGGAUAUAAUCAACAAAUUACUGUAAUAUCAACCCCAAAUUUAGUUUUUUUGGAGGACUUGUCCUGGGCUUCAGUCACACUGGAUCUGGCAGUGCAUGGGAAAGUGCAUGUGGGUGUGUAAAGCUCCCCUUAGCUCGUGGACAAUCAACUCACACACUUACUAACAACCUUCUCACAUGUUGAUUCACUGAUUUCUGAUUUCUUAUGGCUUCAUGAUUAGAUAGGGACUAUAAAAUGGCCAGCGUGUAUCUAUGACCUCCCUCUGAAGACAUAAUUGACCCGUGCUCCACCCUCAAAUGUGUUCUUUUGUAGGUUGGAUAGAACAUUAGGACAGAAUGUUUGACAAAAAUGCCAUUCAGAUCAGUUUCAAUUGGAGUUUAGAUUCACUCCAUAUUGUUGAGUAUGCUACGCUAACAAGCUGUGUUGUUGUAGCUAAUCACAACUAGUCAGGUUGGAAAUGGCAAAGAAUUUGCCACCUUUCUACCAGCACUAGCUUAAUCACUCAAUAAAGAGGCUACGUUCAAUCUGUCCUUAUAGUAUGACCUAUAACUUGCAUACAAGAUAAAUAUCUUCUAAUAAUAAUAAUUUUGUGACUAAAUCUCUUACAUACAUUUAGAAAUUCUCAUUAUGUUUAGUGGAAUUUUUCCCAAGCCUUUUAAGCUUAGCAAUAAGUGCUAUGAAAGAACGCACUUGCAGGCAGAGCAUGGUUACGUCAUCUGCUUUAUAAAGGCCUAUGGAUAGGUUGGGUAGUGUGGACAGUAACAGAACAGAUUUAGGCCUGGCAGGCCUUGAGGGCAGGUAGCGUAGCCGCAACUCCGGCUCUACCACUGUCCAACAGCUCUGCUAAUCUCUAACAAAAGAUGUUCGCCUUCUUUUGAGAAAUUGUUGGUGCUACUUUGGUUGAUAAGAUGGAGACUAACUAGACUUAAGACCAUGGCGAGUGAUCCUGCUUUCUGACCGCCUCGCAGUCUUAUCUGCAUGACAACUAUGCACUGAUGAAAUUAAACGAAACGCUAUUCUAGACAAAGUCGUCAAAUACGUUCGGUAUCUACCUUCAACUUAAGCCUUUACCUUUUUUUCUGAUGUAUUUUUUUUGUCAGUUAAAGUUGUAGUGAAAUGAAAAAUGAAAGCAAACCAGCAUUUUAACUAAUAUAUUUAAAAAGAUCAAUUGUAGUGCCUGUGAAAUACUGUAUUAUAUUGCUCCUCUGAAUAGCAAAUACUACAAUUGUUUAUAAUUGUUUGGAUUUUCUUCUCUCAACACCAGUAGCCUUUGCUGUCUGUCAGAGCCCUUUGAAUAUCGCUGAUGUACAAUAACUACGGACUAUAAACUGCAUGCUCCUCCAUACUCACCUACUAAAGCUGUCAAUGAAUAUGACUAAAGAUAAAAUAUGAAAAAUAUGCUAUUUUAGUCUCUUUUUUCCUAUUUCCUUCAAGAAGCUGUCUUUCUCUUCGAUUUACCUUCCGUCUCAUUGGUUGGUGUAUUUUCAGAAUAUGCUCUAGUCACUUUUAUAUACGUCCACUGCUUCAAGUUUUUGCUUUACUCUUUUUGCUACUUUGAAAAGAGUGAGCGUCCAUCUCUAAUCGUUUUUAAUCGUCCUCUCCUCUGGUCUCAUGCCAUGACACAGGCCUAAUGUAGUCAUUGUCAAUGCUACAUGUCCAUGGAGAUCAGCUCAGACGUUCAGUCCCAACCAUUCCCACAGUAAAAAUGCAGUCUUUACUGAAUAACAGCGGUUUCACAGGGAGAAUCCUGAGGGGUUUUCAGUUGAUGAAGCAUUGUGUGCUCAAGCUGUGGAGAGCAAAAAGAAAUCCGAUAAGUGAUUUUGCUGAAGAUGUUCAGUAGCGCUAGCCUCAUUGGACUGCAGAUCAAUGUUGCUGUCAUAUACAGUGUGUUCAGCACUAUCGGGGACAAAGGAACCUCAUUGAAGUGUGGGGGGGUUUGGGGAAAUGUUUGGGGGUGAGAGAGCGUUUGGUUUGCUCUCAGGAAAACCCUUCAAAUGAAAGGUUUCUGGUUUCUAAUGCUAAUGUUGCAAGGCCCACCUUAGAGACAGUACAGCUCUGCAAAGCCAAGCUCCAGACCACUGUUUCAUUUCGCCAGUUCAUCAGCAUUCAAAUCCAGGCAGUGGUUGAAGGUGGUCUUCUUAGAUGUCUUUAGUGAAGAGCAUGAUCUGAAGGGCAGGGCCACUGAGUUUACCCUCAAGAGUAAAUGUUUAGCGGCCUGUCAGUCGUAAGAAUUGACCUGUCCGUGCUCAGGCCACAAAUGUUUGCUUCCAUAGCUACUGCUGCUACGUUGGACAAGCUUUAAAGUUCUGUCUGACCUAAUAAUCCUGCAGCACACAACUCAGUAUUAGACAGUGUUUGUUAAGUAGGAAAUUCCACCAUGCUAAGGUUAGUUCGAUUACAAAAAGAAAGACUAAGAUUGUUCCAAAUGUAGAUAUUUUGACAGAAAGCUGUUGUGUGCUUUUCCCAUUUGAAUGAAUGGAAUUUUUGCUCUUUCCUGCAAAAAAUACUAUCUUGGCACGUGAAAACGUCAUAAAUCUAGUCAACGUAUGUUUUAAAACAUCUCCAAAAUUAUAACUGUACAGGAGAGGACAAAAAUCUUCUUUACUUUCAAUAUAAGUUAACAUAAAGACAUUUAUUUAGAGGCAAUUUUGGACCAUUUCUGUUGGUCCAAUCAUCAUGAAAUUUUUACGUAUUGUAAAGGACAACCGCUGAGGUCAGAUAAUGAAGAAUGGCAUAAAAAUCACAAAAAUAUUGAUACUAUUUUUUGGACAGCGACAAUAUGUAGCAUUUCCCAUCUUAAGAUUGUAUUAAGAAUUUUAUACAUUUAUUUAGCUUAUUUCUGGCCAUUUUACCUUGUUUAAAGUCAUUUAGCUUGCUUUAGCAAAGUGUUCUACUGAAAAUGUUGUACUCUGUUGAUAGAUGAUUUUGCUGGUUUCAAGAAACAUUUCUACACAAAUCUCUAGAAAUAAGUAAAAGUAGAAAUAUUACAUAUGUUGACUAAAUUUAAGAUGAUUUUACUUUGCCAUGAUACAAUAUUUUGCAUUAUACAAAGCAUGUCCAGCCUGGCAUGAGUGCAUACAGGUGAAUUGUGAUAAGAUUUAAGAUGUACCAUCAGGAUUGUGAUAGGACUGUUGUCAAAAUGUGAAUUUCUCUGGGGUGGGUUGUUGUCUAAACAAGGUGCUUUGAGUAAAGUACUGCACUUAGUUCCAUCAGUGUGCAUUUAUAGUGAUAUACGUCACUUGUGUAAACUGUGAAGUCAGAAAACAUCGUCUUUGCAUUGUUGAACUUGCUUUAAAUGUGGGCAGCGUUUUUCAUGUGAAUAAAAUACAUCACAUCAGCACGAGUUUGUCUUCUAGUUUAUUUACCGUUGGCACUAACUAUGCUGAUGUAAUAGAUUUUGCUCAUGAGAAAAUGAUAUGUUUUGAAUGAAAUAACUUAGUCUGUGGCCUCCAUUGCCGACCCUGACCUCAAGAAGACAAUCCUGCUCAUCCGCUUACAUGAGACUCAGUAGAGGAAUGAUAGAGACUGAACCUCUGCUGCCGUGUCACAGCAUCCUCCUCCAAACCAUCUCCCCUAUCACGACCUUCACCGUCCUCAUCCUCCUUUCUGCUCCAUCGUAGUGCAGUAGUGCUGAAUAACGUAAUGGAAUUUUAGUUUACAGUUUAUGAAGUCAGACUGAAACCUUGUGCCUCUAUUACACAUUCUGAAGAGAACCUGUCAUUCUGAGCAGCCGGUGUUUGUUGUUUGAUGUUAAGGACUCACUCCACCACUGAUUUGACUUCACUGUGUUCUUGUGUUAAAUCCUCUGUGAACGACUGUCUUGUGGUGAUUUCCUCUCUUUUCUCCCUCCCAGGGUCAUGUGUAUGCAAGAUUCUAGUACAAAAAUGCUGAUCUAGGAUCAGUUUCCUGUCUGUUAUAUCCUAAUGAAUCAAUCUAUGGGCCUGAGGGAGCUGAUCCUAGCUCAGUUUUUAAAUAUAAUUUGAUACAUAUGGGCCUCUAAUCUGUGUAUUUUAACCUUUAUCUUUUCUGUCGUUCUUUCAGUCUAUGUAGUGCCAUCUCUCUCUCUCUCUCUCUCUUUCUCGGCCCAUUACUGUGACCACGUUCAUUCUCUGACUUACUGGAAGCAAAAUGUGCAUUUCCUAUGCAACAACAACAACUGAAAAAAGAGAGAAAUAAAGACGCUAACGCUG
Pygocentrus nattereri (red-bellied piranha) is the source of this 12844-nucleotide messenger RNA. RefSeq names its product nuclear factor I/A (gene nfia). Gene Ontology annotation, molecular function: DNA-binding transcription factor activity, RNA polymerase II-specific; RNA polymerase II cis-regulatory region sequence-specific DNA binding. Lineage: Eukaryota; Metazoa; Chordata; Actinopteri; Characiformes; Serrasalmidae. The record is from RefSeq and is a predicted model, not a curated record. Bases 1120 to 2694 code for a protein of 524 amino acids. The transcript is spliced from 12 exons. Gene Ontology annotation, cellular component: nucleus. Gene Ontology annotation, biological process: regulation of transcription by RNA polymerase II.